AUGGAUCCUCGCUCCCAUCCGUCGCGACCUUCUUCGACGUCGCUGCCCCAGGGCUCGACUCCUCUAUCGAGCAUGCAAAUGCCGCAAUACCCAAUGCAGCCGCAGUACCCGGUUUCGCAACCCCAUACGCUUCCUCCAUUGCAGCCCCAUCAUAGCCAGUCGCCGACUCCAUACAUGGGCCAGUCCUAUCGUCCCGAUAUGGCGCGUUAUCCUGCCACUUCGGCUCACGAUGUCUACGCGACUGCUGCGCCCAUUGGACCUCACACUCCUGUGAGCAGCCUGCCACCAACUUCGUUCCUCGCCCACCCUGGCGGUCAACCUCAGGGUCAGCCCCCGCAAGGAUAUCAGUCUCCCCAGACCCUCUUGCCUCCCACGUCUGGAUCUCAGAGCUACCCUCAGCCAAUUGCGCCAGCUCCGCCUCGCGAUCGUCGUCCCGACUACGCGGCAAUGCCCUCUGGCGCCUUCAGUCACCCAGAAGGCAGAGCUCCUAUCUGGGCCGGCGCUGAUCCAAUGGCCGCUGCUAAUGGCCAGGCGCCUCUUCCUGACAACCGGGAACCUCCUCGUACUCAGGUUGUAGGAUCGCAGGGACGACGAGGCAUUCUUCCCAGUGUUCCCGGACGCGCUGCAGUCCCCAACGGUGCCAAUGGAACCGCUAGAAGCACCACGAUUCCGGCCAAGGAUGCCGACGGCAAGUUCCCUUGCCCUCAUUGUACCAAGACGUACCUCCACGCGAAGCAUCUUAAACGCCAUCUUUUGAGACACACCGGUGAUCGCCCCUACAUGUGUGUUCUCUGCAAAGAUACAUUCUCCCGAAGCGAUAUUUUGAAACGACACUUCCAAAAGUGCUCGUUACGCCGCGGUAACCCCACAGGAGCGAGCCAUCUCUCGCAUCCUCAGGCGCACCUGAAACGGUCUCAGGCCGCAGCUAAUGCUGCAAAAUCCGUUCAGGAAGAAGUCAGUAACUCCAUUCCGCCUUCCAAUGGUAUUGCGGGUACGACUUAUGGCGACGCGCACGUGAAUGGCCAUGGCCACACGCUGGCUCCGGCUGGCCGACCUGGUCUCACGGAGCAGCAGCCUCUGGGAUAUUCAAUGUCCUCUGCCCACGGGCUGAACAAUGGUCACGUUGGAGACGCGUUCAACCCUGCCCAGGCAGAUCACAGAGCUUCCUGGAUGGCUGCUCAGAAGCAGAGCCCGUACCUUGUCCACUCUUCUGGUUCUGCUGAAGGUCCUGGUGGCCAUCCGAAUAAUAUUGACCGUCAUUCAUUUGAACAGGCUAAACCUCCCUUGGUCGAUCCCAAGCGUCCUAUGAUGCCCGGUCAGCCCCAACAACAGCCUAACCACCCCGGUGAACUCGACUGGACUACCAUGUUCCAGCCCGGUGCUCCUGAAGGCUACAUGCACUCCGUCUUUCCACAGUCGAUGGCUCCUCAACAUGAGCCUAUCCACUCUCACGUCGACCCAGACCGUAAAUACUACCCGACUACGACCGCGGGACCUCAUCAGGAUGGCGGACUGAACGGACUUUACUUGGCUUCCACGAGUUUGAGCGGUGACGGAUCCGUCCAACCCGCUAGACAAUAG
Talaromyces marneffei is the source of this 1581-nucleotide messenger RNA. RefSeq lists its product as uncharacterized. Gene Ontology annotation, molecular function: DNA-binding transcription factor activity, RNA polymerase II-specific; RNA polymerase II cis-regulatory region sequence-specific DNA binding. The record is from RefSeq and is a predicted model, not a curated record. Gene Ontology annotation, cellular component: chromatin. NCBI's taxonomy places the organism in Eukaryota, Fungi, Ascomycota, Eurotiomycetes, Eurotiales, Trichocomaceae. The coding region runs from base 1 to 1581 and encodes 526 amino acids. The transcript has 3 exons. Gene Ontology annotation, biological process: regulation of transcription by RNA polymerase II.